Messenger RNA from Quercus robur (English oak), 813 nucleotides. RefSeq lists its product as uncharacterized. NCBI's taxonomy places the organism in Eukaryota, Viridiplantae, Streptophyta, Magnoliopsida, Fagales, Fagaceae. The transcript has a single exon. The record is from RefSeq and is a predicted model, not a curated record. Bases 1 to 813 code for a protein of 270 amino acids.
AUGAAGUUGGAUAAGAAAACGAUCAGGCCUUUCACCUCACCUCUAGUAAGCUUUACAAGGGAUAGAAUCGUCCCUAGAGGCAUCAUCACUCUAAUUGUGAUCGCAGGAACUUACCCAACUCAAGUCACCAAGGAAAUUGAUUUCCUCAUAGUUGAUUACCCUUUAACAUACAACAUCAUCUUGGGAAGACUUGCACUUAACAGACUAAAAGCAGUAACGUCAACAUAUCACUUGAAGGUGAAGUUUCCAACAGCCUAUAGAGUAGGAGAAAUCAAAGGAGACCAAGUUCUGGCAAGAGUGUUCUAUCAAGCUGCCCUAGCAUUGGGAGAAAACCACAUAUGGGUGAUUAAUGAACCAAAACCCAUUCCCAAACCAUCAAAAACACCACAAGAAGUUGAGAUCGUCCCAAGAGAUUCGACGAAGGUAUUGAAGAUCGGAACAACACUCUUAGCCUCAGAGAAAGAGAAAAUGAUCUCCUUCCUAAGGGCAAACCAAGAUGUUUUUGCUUGGAAACAUAAGGGUAUACCCGGGAUUGAUAGGAAGAUUAUACAAUAUCGUCUCAAUGUUAACCUAGAGUGUAAACCUUUGCAACAAAAACGGAGAAUAUUUGCACCAGAACGCAACAAAGUUGUGACUGAAGAAGUAGAUAAGCUACUAGAGGAUGAUUUCAUCAGGGAGGUAUUCUAUCCAGAUUGGCUAGCAAAUGUGGUUAUGGUAAAGAAAAGCAACAGCAAGUGGAGAAUGUGCAUUUAUUUCACAGACCUGAAUAAGGCCUGCCCAAAAGACAGUUUCCCUUUAACAAGGAUUGACUAG